AUGUACAUGCACCACCGACAAAUCACUGCUGCUCACUUCAUAACCGUCCUCCUCGAGGUUCAGGAUGAGUACAGCAUUACCAAGUCACUCCAAGAAUGCGGCGGAGACGUGUAUGAGCUCAAGAAGGCGCUAAGCAACAUUCUCAUCAAGCUUCCCGCCUCAUCGGAGGUAUACGUCGUCGACGAGCUGGCGUCUGCGCCGCAGCUCAAGCGCGCAGCCCUUCGCGCCCUGGAGAUUGCACAUAAGGAUAAAAAGAAAACCAUCGGACUGGAGCAUCUGAUUCUGGCCAUCUUUGAGGAGAAAAAUCUGCGAACGAUGCUGGAGCAAGUCGGAUGCAACGUCAAGAUUUUCUUGGAGCACGCGACGACUAUGUACGAGAACAAGCAAAAAGACGCCGCAACCAAACGCGCCGACAAGAAGAAGACAAACACAGCCGACCCAGGUGUUGCAAACUCGAAGACCGAGUCCUCUGACGAGGAAUUCGUCAUGAGUUUCGGAGUAGACAUGACUGCGUUGGCAGAGCAAGGAAAACUAGAGCCCGUGGUUGGCCGCAACAAAGAGAUCAGAGAAGUGAUCAUGGUCCUCAGCCGUAAAGGCAAAGGGAACCCAUGCCUCGUCGGCGAGCCGGGUGUUGGCAAGACGGCAGUUGUUGAAGGACUUGCUCAGCGUCUGAUUGAGGGUAUGGUGCCCAAAGCACUGGAGAACAAAACUUUGUUUGCGGUCGACCUGGGCGCGCUUAUUGCUGGAGCGACAUACAGGGGCGAGUUUGAAAAACGUAUGAAGGCCCUCAUCAGAUACGCGGUGGGCUCGGAAGGCCGCGUCAUCUUGUUCAUCGAUGAGAUCCACAUGCUCAUGGGCGCCGGCAAGAGCGAUGGCACAAUGGACGCUGCCAACUUGUUGAAGCCUCCGAUGGCCCGAGGCGAACUUAGAAUUGUGGGCGCGACAACUCAAGAAGAGUACAAGAUCAUCGAGAAAGACGCCGCCUUGGAACGCCGAUUAAAACCGAUUUUGGUCGAGGAACCCGCUACAACACGGGCAAUCUAUAUUCUGAAAAAAUUGCGAGAGAAGUUCGAGACUCAUCAUGACAUGCGGAUCUCCGACGAGGCCAUCGUAGCCGCUGUCAUGCUUUCGCACAAGUAUAUCAAGAAUAGAAGGCUCCCCGACAAAGCUAUCGACUUGCUGGAUGAAGCAGCGGCAGCGAAACGCGUGAAGUGGGACCUGAGGACUUUGGAAGAUGAUGACGAAGCGGCUCUGGAGAAGAAAGAAAAGGAGCAGGCCGCUAAAGAGCACCGUGAAGCAAUGAAGCAAGACGAGCAAAGGAUCAAAGGUCAAAACCACGGUGACGGCACGGAGGAGCAGCUGAAGAAAAUUGAGAAAGACAUGGAGAAGGAGGCUCUCGAAGAGGAAAGAGAACUUGUUCUCACCGCUGAUGACGUAGCUGUCGUUAUCAGUGUGUGGACAGGGAUUCCCGCCGCUAAGCUUACUGAUGACGAAAAGAGCAAAAUCUUGCGGCUUUCGGACGUGCUCCACUCGCGAGUAAUUGGCCAGGAGGAUGCCGUGAAAGCGGUGGCUGAUGCGAUGGUGAGAGCUCGCGCGGGUCUUAACCGUGAGGACAUGCCUGUCGGGUCUUUCCUUUUCCUCGGCCCCACAGGUGUUGGCAAAACGGAACUGGCGAAGGCGCUGGCUGCGGAAAUGUUCCACUCCGAAAAGAACCUUGUCCGUAUCGACAUGAGCGAAUUCAGCGAAUCUCAUACCGUUGCGCGACUUAUCGGCAGCCCUCCCGGUUACGUGGGCCACGACGCUGGAGGCCAGCUGACUGAAGCAGUGCGCCGCAGGCCCCAUAGUGUCGUACUGUUCGACGAGAUAGAAAAAGGACAUCCGCAGAUCCUCAACAUCAUGCUGCAGCUGCUUGACGAAGGGCGACUGACCGACGGAAAGGGUGUGCUAGUUGACUUUACAAACUGCGUCAUCAUUCUGACGUCCAAUGUUGGAGCCCAGUACAUUAUCUCGGCCUACGAACAAGGGGAGAAGGAUACGAAGAGCGCGCUCGCAACCUUCGACCCAAAGAGCGGCAGUCUGGAGCACUUUGCGGAGGUAACGAAAGGUGCGGAGGCAGCAGGUGGUGACGAUACUGACGUAGACUCUGGCAAGAAGGACAAGAAGGCAACGAUUCUCGACAAGAAUAAGAAGUCCGGCAAUUGGAAAAAGGAAGCGCGAAGAAAGGUCUUGUCGGAAAUCGCUGGCUCUGGGCUCCUUCGACCUGAGGUCAUCAAUCGUUUCUCGGGUGUCAUUCUUUUCGAGCCGAUGAAGUCCUCCGAUAUUAAGAAGGUCCUAGCCAUUCAGGCAAAGGACUUGAAGCAAGCACUGAGCAAGAAAGGCAUCGAACUUCUCAUCGAUGCUUCAGCAGAGGAGUUCAUUGUGCAGCGAGCCUACACGCAUAAAUUCGGCGCCCGGCCGCUGAAAAGGUUCAUCGACAAUAAUAUCGGUGCAAAAAUAGCUCCGUGGCUUCUUAGCGGCUACCUCCAGUCCGGCAUGAGAGUUAAAGUGGUGGCCUCGAAGAGAAGCAAAAAUACCCUUGAGGCGCACGUAUGCAAGCUGGUUAACGACAAGUGUGACCGAGGAACGAGGAAGGCCCGAGUGCUCGCCUCAGUUGCGAAGAAGGACGAAAGCAGCUCGGACGACCCGGGCCGAUAA
This is a messenger RNA of Besnoitia besnoiti, 2694 nucleotides long. Its product is annotated as ATPase, AAA family protein. Gene Ontology annotation, cellular component: cytoplasm. Bases 1 to 2694 code for a protein of 897 amino acids. Gene Ontology annotation, biological process: cellular response to heat. Gene Ontology annotation, molecular function: ATP hydrolysis activity; ATP binding. The record is from RefSeq and is a predicted model, not a curated record. Lineage: Eukaryota; Apicomplexa; Conoidasida; Eucoccidiorida; Sarcocystidae. The transcript is spliced from 16 exons.